UUCUUCCUUCGGCACACGCCGCUGUGUCAGUCACAUUUCAAUUUGAGUACUUCACUAUGGGUUCAACAACCGUGUUUCGUACCAUACAACCAAAUUGAAUCAGCUCAAGCACUUGUGCACGUUGCACUAGCUGUAAUCACUGUCGUUCUUUCGAUUAUCAUGCUUUACGGACGUUUAGCUCGCAGAAGGUACACGGAAAGAAAUUGUUUGAAGCAACCAAAAAUCACUGUAGAAUUUGCAAAUGGAGCCAACGGUACAUCGCGCAUGAAGAACUCACUGCAGAUAGAGCCAGUUCCCAAUACUGCAAGUGCCUACAUGAACUCAUCAUAUGAUGCUGGUACAAGUACGGAUUAUGAGGCUGCGCUGAGUGGUGUGGCACGUCCCCAGAACGGCUACGUUCGGCAGUCGGCCCGUCGUCCUCGUAUACGUGCUCCAAGACCUCCCAGCUCCGCAUCGGCUGUAGUCUAUCAAUUCAGCACAAUUCGUGUCAUGAGUUUAAUUGUUGAACUGUUAAAGCAACGAAACAGUGACGAGUACUCAGCAGCCACGACAGUUGAAGCUGGUGGUGGGUUGUCGACGAACAAUGGACGUUUAUCGAGAUCCAGUUGCCGGGAAAUUCCUGGACGUCGUACGCGAUCGAGUUAUUUGGAUGAAGAUUGGAUGAGUGAUUACGAGGACGCGUACGCGAAACCGAAGCAGCGAAGUGGCAGUAUGAAGAGUUUCAAGUUGCCGGCAACCGAAGGAGUUCGUCGUAUGCUAUCGCAUGAACAGGUGUUGUCGGCAUCAAGCGCGCUCGGUGAUCGCUCAACAUCACAACGUUGUUCGGCCAGUAAUCUCACAUCGUUGGUCUCAUUCGAUCCAAAAAGCAAUACACUGAUUCGAGUACGUGAACAUUUCGGUGAUGAGGAAGUGGAUAGCAGUAACAACGGCUUUUAUGAAAUUGCUAAACCGAAAGCACAGAAGAAGUCUCCAACAGCAUCGGUUGCAACACCAUCUUCAUCGUCCAAUAAUCAGGAGUCAUCAGCCGUGCCAAAAAUGCUCGCACCAUCAAUUGAUCGCACUCAAGCGAAUUAUGCAUCUCGACGUCUACCCGAACUGCCGUCAACAGCAAGCAAUCCGGUAACGGAUUAUAGAUACUCUUCGGGAACUUCUGACUGGAGUCAAGACUCGAGCACUCGUAUGGUGAAUGGUUACGCAACUAGUGUGAAUACGGUAGAAGCGAUGGAUAAGCAAGAUUCUUUGCGAAUAUCCACUCCUCAGCAGUAUCACCAGGAGCAGCAGUAUCACCAGCAGCAGAAGCAGCAGCAGCAGCGACAACAAACAGAUCCGAAAUCCUGUCGCACCCACAUCGGAUAUGAACCAGCUUUAUGCGAUCCCCUGCCCACGGUCGCUCCAUAUGAUCCUCAAAGAGAUGCUGGCAUCCCGUUGGCUUAUGAGCCGAUUUAUCGUAGUAGUACAAAACAAGUCAGUUUUCGAUCGUUCGUUCAGUUACAUAGAAAUCUGACAGUAUCAACACGCCGAUGCUCUGCACGAAAUUAUCACGAGAAUGAGAACUCGCUUCGGUUAAUGGCGUAUGAGUGUGAACCUCGAGGUGUGCCACCGCCUUCAACGAUUCCGAUCAUUAACGAUACCAGUUUACUUGUUUGA
This is a messenger RNA of Anisakis simplex (herring worm), 1647 nucleotides long. The record is from the annotation of a GenBank genome assembly. NCBI's taxonomy places the organism in Eukaryota, Metazoa, Nematoda, Chromadorea, Rhabditida, Anisakidae.